ACGCCCUGUUUCAAAUUGGAUUGCAGUGGCUUGUGUCACUUUGAGCUCGUGGUUAUUUUUGGACUGGGCUGCAUAAUUUUGCAGAGGGUUGCAUCGCUUUGGAUAAGGUUACGCUCGACCGAGCUGGGCUGCAAUGCCUCGGUGGAUCGGGACAAAUUCCUCCCUCGGAUCAUGUCACGGGCUUCUGGACCCGUGUGCGUUGGGUGGGCAUGGCGCGGUGUUGGGGUGGGUUUGCCAGGCUGGGGUGGCAUCGCACUUCCUUGGGACUGCCGGACAUGGAAUUCCUCUUGGAUCGGCUCGCGUUGACCUCACAUGAACCAGCCUCUUCUGAGGGAGUCCAUUCCUCCCGCUUCCUGCCUCCUCCGGAGCUAAAAAUACGCCGGCGAGUUUGAGCAGAGGCGGCUCGGGGGUGGGUGAUCACCUCCCCAGUGACCCUCAGCCAUAGGCAACCCCCUCCAUUGCCCACCAACCCCUCCCACCCGUGCGACCCAGGCGAGUUUGCUCUGUCUCGCUGCUUCAAAUCGAAUGCAAACAUAAAAGGGAGCCGACGGGACCGCCUCCAGUUUGCAAAGCACCGGAGGGGACGGGACGUGCGGAGUGCAGCGUGCUCCGAGGUGAUGCCGGUGAUGAUGGAGAAGCCGGGCUCGGCGGGAAUACUCUCCCGGGGAGCCAGGAUGAAGGGCCUGAACAACGGGAGCCAACAGCUCCGGGAGUCGGAGGAGGAGGAGAGCAGCGACGAGGAGCAGCCGCACGCAGCCAUGUCCGUCCUCUCCAUCGAGUGGAAGAAGCGAGAGCAGCAUGGACUGCACGACAGCAUGAUCCGGGUUGGAUCGGACUACCAAGCAGUGGUGCCGGAGUGUCACCCAGACAGUGCCACGCGUUUCAUUGAGAAAGACGCCAAGGGCAUGUUGGUCUGGUCUCCCAACCACAACAUCUCCGAUGCAAAGCUUGAUGAGUACAUCGCGAUGGCCAAGGAGAAGCACGGUUACAACAUUGAGCAGGCGCUGGGGAUGCUCCUGUGGCACAAGCACGAUGUGGACAAGUCUCUGGCCGACCUGGCCAACUUCACCCCUUUCCCGGACGAGUGGACUGUCGAGGACAAGGUCCUGUUCGAGCAAGCCUUCAGCUUCCAUGGCAAGAGCUUCCAGCGCAUCCAACAGAUGUUACCAGACAAGCUCAUCUCCAGUCUGGUGAAGUAUUACUAUUCGUGGAAGAAGACACGGACCAGGACCAGUGUGAUGGACCGUCAAGCACGUAAACUAGUGCACAAGAAGGAGCGGGAGGACAGCAACGACGAGGCAGAGGAGGUGACCGUCCAGAUCGCAGAUGACAGCGACUAUGAGCCCGACAUAAAGAGGGAGCGCCCCGGGGAGCAGAAGCAAACGAACGGCAAGUCGAUGGCGGUGAAGAGAGAGUCGCAGAGUGUCCAGUACAGGCACCACCCCCCACGAGCGAAGCGGCGACCCCCAAAAGACAUGUACCUGAGCCAGGACGAGGUGGCUGGAGUCUCUGCAAACCCCAAUGCUGCCACCAUCGCCCUGCGACAGCUCGACUCGCAGCUGAUCUCCAUCAAACGGCAGGUGCAGAGCAUAAAACAGAUAAACAGCUCACUGAAGCAGAGUCUGGAUGGAGGCAUCGACAAACUGCGGCCGCCGGAGGUGACUCCCAAACUGAACUCUCGAUGGACGACAGAGGAACAACUGCUGGCAGUGCAAGGGAUCCGUAAGUAUGGGCGGAAUUUCCAAGCGGUGGCGGACGUGGUGGGUAACAAGACCCUGGCGCAGGUGAAGAGUUUCUUCAUCAGCUACCGGCGACGUUUCAACCUGGAGGAGAUCGUGCAGGAGUGGGAGGCGGAGCAGGGCGGCACCGGGACCAUCUCUCCCCUGGACGAGGGCAGUGGCUCCAACCCCUCGCUGGGGAACAGUGAGGAGGAGGCAGACGAGGAAGCAGAGGUCCAGACGACUCCGGUUCCUGCUGCACCAGCCCCCGCCCCUGGCCCCUCCCUCUCCCAACCCCCUCCGCUGCUGCGUCCCUCCCUCCCCGCCGCUCCACCGGCCCUCCACCGGCAGCCCCCGCCCCUCCAACAGGGCCGAUUCCUGCCGUCCCGACCCGUGCCCAACCAGCCGCCACCCCCCCUCAUCCGCCCAGCCGUGCCCCCGCGCCACGGCCCCCGUCCUCCUAUCAGUCCCCAGCACCUGCCCUCUCUGGUGGGCGUGGGGCUAGACACACCUCCCUCCUCUGCGCACUGAGCUCCCGCCGUACAGCGAGGGCUGGGGCAGUGGGAUGGGCACCUCCCCCCCCCCCUCCUGACAGCUGAAAAAUGUCGCAGGAGACUGGAUCUACGACCAGCGAUUCGACAGGAUGUCAUAUCACCCUGAUGCCUUGUGCUGGCUGCGACUUGCCUCCAUCUCGGGCACUGUGGGGAGCAAAGGGACCAGGAUCCUGGCAUCGCACCCACAUCUCCUCUCUCUCCCCCCCGCCCCACCCCGAUCUCUUUGGACCCUGACAUCUUGCCCGGAAUAGAUUGGGACCCUGGCGUUGUCACCAGGAUCUCCUGGGACUCCUGUGAAUCGCUCUCAGUGUCCCAGGAGCUCGGGCUUUGUACGCCAGAUCUCCCACGGAAACUGAGCAUCGAUCGAGCCCUCGAUUAAUUGGCGACUUUGGGCUUCGCACCUUCAAUCUCCCGAGGAUCUGACGUCGUGCCUGGUGCUCUGGCUUUUUACCCAGGACUCACUCAACGCAGAAUCAUGCAGGUGGAAUUUGAGUUUUAAACGCUACGUUUUUUUCACUAAUUUUAAAGCUUUAGAUUUUAAAAAAAAUUGGAAAUAGUUUUAACUUUUUUAAAACAUGGUGCUUUCAGAGUGAGGGAAUCAGGCCCCUCAUUCUGCAACACUACAUUGGGAGCGAUCUGCUCCUUCGGAGCUGGGGACUUCGAGAGGCAGGGCAGGGGUUAGAGCUGGAUGCCCAUCACCUCCCCAUGUUUCCUGGCUUGUUACCCGGCUGGCUUCAGGAUGGUGCUGGCCUGCGGCCCUGCUACCGGGCUCCGUAUGUUCACAAAGCUUCCAGCUCCCCCGGGAGUCCCUGGGUGAGAGGGAACAGGAACUCUCUGCUUUUGGGACGGCUGUCUGGCCAGCUGAGGACCGUGGAUGUAGUAAGCAGAGGGUUGUGUGCCCCUGGGACAGCUGGGCCACAAACUGGAACGGGUGAGAGGCUGCCAGGGAAGAACUGAUUUUUAAUUAAAGAUAAUUAUACUCUUAACUGGAAUAUCCUCCGGGAGGUGUCAGAAGCCUGGCAUCAGUGGGAUGGAGGAUUAGUGUGAGUGGUUGAUGCAUAGUUGAAGCUUAAUCAUGGGACGGAUCUCUGAGCCUGGGCUGCCAUUCCUGGCCCAUCAAGGCAAUGCCAAAUGGCUCCUGCACUAUCCCAUCGGAGCAUUGCUGCUGAGUAUCUCUCUUCACUGAAGAGGCUCGUGUCCGAGCUCUCGGGUGGGGUGGUGGGGGAGAGGAGGAUGGAGUCUUGAGGGUCUCCACUGGUGAGCAUGUUUCCUGGGAAAAUAUUCCUCUUGCCCCCCCCCCCCACACUCCUGCCCCCGAUUGGGGGGUUGGUUUCAGUGUAAAGCCUGGUUUAUACUUCUGCGUUAACUGGACGCCGUAACCUACGCAAAUGGCCAACGCACGUUGUGAGCAUGUAUACUUGUACGCUGGUGUGUCUGCGUGGCUCGGCAAUUCACGCAAGUCAGGCACGCGCACUCACCUGCCCGUGCAAGGCUUCAUGGUCAUGGUAGUCUCGGGUAAACAAGUUUAAAGCGAGCGUCUUUUUUCAUGCGAAGUGCGUCCUCCAUAAUUUUGGAGGUCUGUAGAGCUUUAUGGAAAGCAUUGCAGCCAGAGUUCCUUCCCUGCCCUUCAGUCGCCCAAUGGGAAGCUAUUGCAGCGUAGGAGGAAAUGCGAUGCUACCAAGCGGACCAAUCACAGUUGUUGCGUUCUGCGUUGCCGCGACGCGCGGUUACAUUUUGGGAGAUGUGGGCGUCACAGCAACGCAGGCUCUCGCGUAGGGUUGCGCGUCGGUUUUGCGUAGGGUUUGGGGCGACGCGUUGACGCAGAAGUAUAGACCAGGCUUAACGGUCUCCAUCCCAGUCGUGGGUACCUCAGAAACAGACACCCUGUGAAGAGGCAGUUUGUGCUAGUAUUCAGUCUCCCUCCCACCAGUACUGCAACACAGGCCCUUCACCCACGUACCAGCAGUACAUGGUCAUCAGUACCGUGGCAAUUUGAGGGCUUUUGGAUCGAUGCAGACCGGGAUCCCAUGGGCAAACAGAAGGGCAGGGGGUCUGGAGCCGCACUUCUGCCAGUGCCGAGGUCAGGGAAGUUGGGGCCCUGGGGUGAGAGGCUUGGUUGCCCCCUUCCUGCCCACAGACAGAUGUGAGCCAUGUCCCAGAGCUGGAGUCAACAGGUAGGGAGGUAGCAGCCUCUCAGAUCUUUGGCCCUGGGUGUUGUGCUUCAUCCACCUCAGCCUGUAUGUGACAGGGCUCCACGGAUUCCUGGGCCCGGGAGGGAAACGGGAAGCAUCUUGUGUCUGUUUUGUGACAGCCUUCAAUCUGGCUGAGAACCCAGCGAGGUCUGAGAUGGACCACUCCCCAGUGAGAUAGCAACGCCCUUGAGAGGGACCAGCAAGUGGAAUUGGCAUGCGAGUGCAGUCAGUGCCCUGUGUGAUUACUGAUUGUGCGGGGUUAGUGGAGAGUGUUACAGAUACAGCUCCAAAUUCUACAUGUCCUACAAUUGCCUUAUUUCCCAGCAAUGAACCGUCGUUUAUCGACAUUGGUUGCUUCUGCCCUGCUUUCCCAGCCGAGGAUUCCUCCUCAGCAAAGGUAAAACUCCAAUAAUCCGGCAUGCUGGGAAUUUUGACUGGGUGGGACAAGCGGUAAUCUGUACUGUUGGAAGUCACGAACAAGUUUAAAUCAACUUUAUUAUUCAUCAUGUGGUAUUUUAAAAAUGAGUCCCCAUGAAGCCGGUGUAUUUGGAGAGUGUGAGGGAAAAGGCAGCUGCCGGGCCUUUGGCAUUUCUGAAUAGUCAGAUUUCCGGGAUUGUACCACAAUGCUACCGACACAAUUAACGUGCUGUGCUGUCUUACUGGGCAGUCUGUGCUUUGCUCAGCAGUUUCUGCAGUCCUGGGUGGGUGGAUUGCAUGGGUUCGCCUGGUGCCAUCACACAAACCUUCUCUGGAGCAAUUCUAUAUCCCCGAUGAAUUUCUUGUUUUGACUACUGCGUUAAUGUUAGACCUUCCGGGCAAACGAGUGGGAGUGGACUGUGUGUGUGGGGGGAGAGGGGGUUGGUAGCUGGGAGCCCUCACAGCGUUCAUUCCCUCCUCUCUCUGGACCUGGAUCCCACAUCGUCGCCUUCCCCACGGUGGACCAGCAGUGAUUGAAUCAAUCUUUUAAUUUAGUGUGGUGGUGUAGAUUUCAAGGUGGAAUUGGUGUGGCGGGAAGGCUGCAGCUGACUGCGCGGUGGGGUUGGUGGGCUGCAGAUGGGUUCCUGGGCGUGUGGGUGUGUGUGUUUGUAGCUGAUACCUAGGCCACCUCUUUUGUGUGCAGUGCACCACUGCUUCACUAUUAGCCCCUUGUCUGGUGUGUUUCCUAGAGUGAGUGUGAGUGAAUGAGUGUGUGUGUGUGUGUGUGUGUGCAAGCACGUGUGGUUUUUUUAAAUGUCAGUUGAUGAUACUUUAAAUUAUUCUCGGUGUUUAAAGCGAGUUUUUUUUUAAUGAGUGUGUUCCCUCACUCCACUGGUUCAGAGUUUCCUGGGUCUACAAUGGAAAUUGUGAAUUAUGGGAUUUCAAUAAAAUAUUUUACUAGACACUGACUCGGGCUGUCUGAAUUUUUGGGUCCAGGUGCAUGAGAGAGGCGUACGCCAGCCAGGGGUUUCAAACCAGAGUGUAGCGAGUGGAAAGGUUUGUAACAAGUUUAAAGUUUAUUUAUCACGUGUACAUUGAAAAAUACAGUGAAAUGUGUCAACAACCUGCACAGUCCAGCUAAACGAUGGUCAAUAACACGUGGACAGUCAGAGAGGAACAACGCCAGGCCCUUUAGUCCACAACACUCUGCCAUCAAUAUUCUUCCCUCCCCAUUACACUAACCAUGUGCCUGGCUAAAGUUCUUACUGAGUUCAAAGGGUAAGAGGUUAUGUUGCAACUUUAUAAAACUGGUUAGGCCACAUCUGGAGUAUUGCAUACGGUUCCAAUUGCCCCACUCCAGGAAGGAUGUGGAGGCUUAACAGAAUGCUGCCUGGUCAAACUUGGGUUGUUUUCUCUGGAGUGGCUGAGGGGAGAUCUGACAGGUUUAUGAGAGGCACGAUAGAGUAGAUGGAGUAUGUUUCUCAGGUUUAAAAAGUCUAAUGCCAGAGGGUGUGCAUUGAAGGUGAGGGGGGAUAUGAGGGGUAAGUUUUUUUUACUCAGUGGUGAAUGCCUGGUAUGAUGGUAGAGGCUUUUAAGAGACAUUUGGCUAGGCAGGAGGAAUUAGUGUUUUGGAAUUUGGCACAACAUUGUGGCUGAUGGCCUGUUCCUCUGCUGUACUUUUCUAUCUCCCUCAUGUUGCGGCCUCUACCACUGACCUGGGCAGGGUGUUCCACACUCACCAAAGCUAGUUCUGGUGAAGG
This is a messenger RNA of Mobula hypostoma (lesser devil ray), 6641 nucleotides long. It is a transcript of the gene rcor2, whose product is annotated as REST corepressor 2. Gene Ontology annotation, biological process: negative regulation of DNA-templated transcription; regulation of transcription by RNA polymerase II. The record is from RefSeq and is a predicted model, not a curated record. Gene Ontology annotation, molecular function: transcription corepressor activity. Lineage: Eukaryota; Metazoa; Chordata; Chondrichthyes; Myliobatiformes; Myliobatidae. The coding region runs from base 618 to 2249 and encodes 543 amino acids. Gene Ontology annotation, cellular component: transcription regulator complex; histone deacetylase complex. The transcript has 13 exons.